AUGUUUCUACGGGAACCGUACAAGGGCCCAACGCGAAAGCUAGUGCUUGCAUUUGAUGUUGGGACCACGUUCAGUGGUGUCUCGUAUUGUAUGCUAGACCCAGGUGAGGUGCCUGUAAUUCGAGGAGUAUCAAGAUAUCCUGCGCAAGAGGGUGUCGGAGGUGACUCCAAAAUACCAUCAAUUCUCUACUACGACCUUCAGGGAGACGUCCGCGCUGUGGGUGCUGAAGCUCUACAAGAGCAUGUCAUCGAACAAGCAGAAGACGAGGGAUGGGUGAGGCUCGCAUGGUGGAAACUUCAUCUUCGCGCCAAGCAUCUGCCAUCGUCUCACAUACGGGAUAUCGAUAUAGAACCUCUCCCACAAGGCAAAUCCGCAGUAGAGGUCCUCGCCGACUUCAUGCGCUACCUCUUCCAAUGCGCUCGAACUUAUAUCCAGGAAUCACAUCUCAAUUUCUGGAGAUCAGUCGAGAACUCCAUUGAGUUCGUGCUCACACAUCCGAACGGUUGGGAAGGUCAACAACAACAACAAAUUAGACGUGCUGUCGAGCUCGCUGGCCUGAUUUCAUCUAAGGAGGAGCAAUCGCACGUGCACCUCUUGACUGAGGGCGAAGCGAGUCUUCAUUUCUGUGUUACCAACGUGAUUGCAUCAGAUACAUUCUCCAAGACCCCUUUGGAUGUGUCAGAUUACUCCGAUGAUGAGGAAGAUCAAUCUGACAGCCAGGGAGUCAUUGUUGAGAUUGCCCCAGCUGAAUGUUCCCUGCAAGGCUCAGUCUUUGUUACUAGUCGUGCUCGUACUCUUUUACAAAAGAAACUUUCGGGCUCGAAGCACUACUCUGACCCCAAGAUCGUCGCACAAAUGGCGGACAUCUUUGACAAAAGCACGAAACUUCGGUUCCGUAAGCCUGAUGAACCAUCUUACAUCAAGUUUGGUACCAUCCGCGACAAGGAUCUGAAGUAUGAUAUUCGAUCAGGGCAAUUAAAAUUGGCUGGCCAGGACGUUGCAGACUUGUUUGAACCAUCCAUCGAAGCUAUCAUCGAGGCUUUUGAGCAGCAGAGACGCGUGGCUUCGACUCCAAUUAGUUUGGUUUGUUUGGUUGGCGGUUUCGCUGCCAGCGACUGGCUGUUUGCGAGACUCCGGGAAUAUCUUCUACCUCUAGGCAUCAGCUUCUGUCGCCCUGAUGCCCAUGUCAACAAGGCUGUGGCUGAUGGGGCAGUUUCGUUCUAUAUUGACCACCUAGUAUCAUCUCGAGUUGCACGUGCCACUUAUGGCGUUGAAUGCUUCAUUCCGUACCACUCUGGAGAUCCUGAACACCAGGUCCGACUACAUAAAAGCUUCAUCGAUCCCACCGGCGAACUGUGUAUCCCCGAAUAUUUUGAGAGUAUUUUGCUGAAGUAUCUGAGCGGCGCGAAUUCCGGAAAUCCUUCCAAAAAAUCCGAAAAAACGCUUGCUGGAUGCAAGAGUCAUGACUCGGAAUUAUUGUGCUACCAGGGUGCCCUCCGGGAGCCGGAGUGGUUAGACAGUGAUCGAUCUUCAUUCACCACGCUAUGCACAAUCACUGCCGACCUCAGCGAGGUAUCCAAAACACUGCGUCCCCUAAAAUCAACUUUAGAUCAAUCGAAGUAUUAUAAGAUUGAAUACGACGUUGUCAUUCUAUUCGGCCACACAGAACUGAAAGCACAAAUUUGUUGGAAGUAUAAGGUUCGCCUCUCGUUCUCGUCUAUCUACUUCCUCGCUGAUUGA
Molecule: messenger RNA, 1740 nt
Organism: Suillus subalutaceus
Lineage: Eukaryota; Fungi; Basidiomycota; Agaricomycetes; Boletales; Suillaceae
Exons: 11
Coding region: 1-1740 (579 amino acids)
Source: RefSeq, a predicted model, not a curated record